This is a messenger RNA of Lodderomyces beijingensis, 1209 nucleotides long. NCBI's taxonomy places the organism in Eukaryota, Fungi, Ascomycota, Pichiomycetes, Serinales, Debaryomycetaceae. The record is from the annotation of a GenBank genome assembly.
AUGCCAUUGUUUGCCGUGACCCUCUACGAGUUCAAUGCUGAAAGAGACGACGAAUUGUCGGUGUCUCCAGGUGAAAAUUUGACAAUCUGCGCCCACUAUGACUAUGAGUGGUUUAUUGCGAAGCCGAUUAAUAGGUUGGGCGGUCCCGGGUUGGUUCCCGUGUCGUAUGUCAGGAUCAUCGACUUGAUGAACCCCGCCAAGUAUGCUUCGACGGAUACGUAUGACCGCGAACAAGUUGUCAAGAUCAUCACCGAGUUCAAGAUCCCCACCGUGGAACAAUGGAAAGAUCAAACCAAGAAAUACGAGGCUUCCACCAUCCAGAUUGGGCUGAAUAGCUCGGCCACUAAUAGGUCCUCCACCACCAAUAGAUCGUCGAGCUCGAACCGCUCCUCGAAAAGCUCCAUCUGGGUCGAGAAAUCCAAUGUUUCGUCAUACCAGUUGUACGAAGGCCGAUAUCAAUACCUCCUCGUUGCCAAAAUGUCCAAUGGCAAGACGAGACAUCUCUAUAGGUACUACCAGGACUUUUACGACUUGCAGGUGAAAUUGCUCGAGUUGUUCCCCUUUGAAGCGGGAAAGAUUGAAAACUCGAGGCGGAUCAUACCGUCGAUCCCCGGGCCCCUCAUCAAUGUCAACGACUCGAUAUCCAAGCUAAGAAGAGAGAAGCUAGACUAUUAUUUAUCCAACUUGAUUGCGUUGCCGGCCCACAUCUCCAGAUGCGACGAAGUGUUGAACUUGUUUGAAGUGCUAAACAACGGAUUCGACUCGGAGCUGGAUAGCAAGAGAGGCUCCAAGCCAAUCAGCCAAAUCUCCAACUCCCACCACGACCGAUUGUCGCAAUAUAGAGGCGACAUCGAGUCGAUGGCGGAGCCGCAGCUGAAAAAGGUCAAGGUCAAGUUCUUUUUCGACGAUGACAUAUUUGCCUUGCUCCUUCCGACAAAUCUACGGUUGCAGGAUUUGAAAACAAAACUUUUCAAAAGACUCGAGUUGGACGACAUGAAACAACACGGCUUCCACAUGCCGAAAAACUCGGAUUCGAUACGGUUGUAUUUGAAGAACGACUAUGACGAUUUCACCCACGAAAACAACAUCCAGGGCAACGUCGAUUACAACUUGCACGGCGCGAGAUUGCGCGAAUUUGAAGUUGACGACGAUACAAAGUUCCACGAUAUCCUCUUUGACAAGUGUAAGCUUAUAAUACGCGUAGUGUGA